AUGGAGCUGCGUUUCCGCGGCACGAAGAGCGCCGACACUGUCGCCUUCUGGCUCUGCGAAGGUCUCGCCAAGCGCCGCGUCGUGGGCGCUACGACGCAGUCGCUCACGUCGCUCGCCGUCGAAUGGGACCUGCCGAACGUGCUCGAGCACGAGGAAAUGCACUUUUUGAACGAGUCGACGGGCCUCGAAGUGCCUCGAGACGACGCGAUGGGCGCGUUCAUCUCGGACCGAGACGUCGUGCGGCUGUGCACGACGGAACAGCUCCACGCGCUGCAGGAGAAGUUUGCCACGCGGGACGAACAAGUGGCGGACGAGAUGAUGCAUAACAAGGCCAAGACGCCUAUGGGCGCGGCGCUGUCAAAGCUCAAGAAGAUUGGCGCAACGAACCCGACGCUCAUGAAGCUGCACAAGACGCUGGACGAGCACACGCACCAUCACGGAGCAGCCAAAGCAGAUCGAGUUGAUCCGAUGGACCAGUUCCCAGACGUUGACCCGAUCUUUGAGAGCGACGAGAUUGAAGAGAGCAGUGCACAAGACGGCAACGGUCCGCAAACGUGUGACAUGUGUGAAGUGUCGUGGCCGGACGAUGCGUCCAGCAGCAUGUAUCGGCUGAAGAAGAUGGGCAUUGUCACGCACCAGGGAUGCGCGCAGUUUGCCGCCGACGUGCUCUCCCAGCAUCCAGAAAUCACCUCGCGCGACGCGUUUCUAGCUCUGUCUAAGACUCCUGUGUCCAGCUUAAACAAACCUGGUACUUUUCACAUUACAGUGCAUCGCGCAAUGGAACUGCCUGGUAUCCAGCUUAUUGGAAAGCAGGCGCCUUAUGCGAGACUGUCACUACUUCCUUGGAAGGAACCGAUGCAGACGAAACCGGUCGAAAAUGGCGGUCGGAACCCAGUGUGGGUCAGCAACCACGACAACGCGAUGCAAUUUUCACACAUGUACAACAGUACGAUCACACCAAUCCCGCUUCUAGACGUCGAGGUGUACAACUAUAACUACCUCGCUGAUGAUCAGAUUGCGUGCACAUUGGUGGAUAUGAGUCCGCUGCUUCGGUACCCGAAUAUUGAGGCAAAGAGGUGGUUUACUAUGUCUUCUCGUUCGCUGCUUACGCUUAGCACUGGAAAGCCCAAAAUCAUGCUUGCGAUCAAAUUUGUACCAACGGAACAAGAUACCAACUCGGCGAAUGCACACAAGUUCCGUGUCCACCAACUGAAAUCCAUUGGGCUCGCGAUACCUGUUUGUGCUGUUUGCAACCGGUCUAUCAUGAACGCAUUGAAGAGUAUUUGGGGCUAUCGAUGUGAGCUCUGUGGGAUUGACGUUCAUAAAGGUUGCAUAAUGAAGGCGACGGUACAGUGCGAAUGCGUCGCACAAGAACUGAUGAGCGCUGGACAGGAGAAACGAAAGCGUCGUGGCGUCAGUUUUCGCGUACUAAAUGAUAGUGUGCUACAUCCUGCAGGAGAACUGUUCGUGAAUUUCCGUGGUCUGCACUUGUGCACGAAGCACUGCCGAGACAACUUUCACGCGAAAAAUAUUUUCGAAGGCGACACGUACUGCCGGCUCAGCUUUGACGGCAUCGUGCACGAAACCAGCCCUGUCCUAAAAAGUGCCGAUCCUAUGUACAUGGAGACCUUGUGCUUUAAGGUCCGGCAUCCAAACUCGGUCUUUCGUGUUGACGUGAUUGAUUUCAAUACGGACCAAUGCAUCGGGCAGUUUGGUAUUUCACUCUUCCAGCUACUUCAACGCGAAGCUGAUCGCUUUGUUCGAACAAACCCGAUACUGACCAGUUUUCGCGAUCAUCUGCGCCAUUUAAGCUUGAACGAUGCAAUGAACCAAGCUGCCAUCAACGAUUCGUGGGCAGCACUGCCAAUUCUUACUGACGAAGAACGCUACAAAUUGUCGUUACCUCAGGGGUCGAAACUUCGGCCUGGCGAAGAACUCGGUUUUGUACUUGUCGAUCUAGAAUAUGUGGAACACAAGAAAGAUCUGCUUCGCGUACGUGCGAACAAUAACUCUUAUCUUCUCGAACGUGAGGAAAAAGAAUUUUCGGUCGAAUCACUGCGGAAUACUGUGGAUCGACUUGGUCGAGCGGUGAAGAUUUUUCAGGGUAUUGACGCCGAGUACGCGAGCUACGCGCUGUUCUACAUCUUUGGGUCUAUCUUGGUGUACAUGCUAUAUCGACUGCACAUUCGGCUUGAGGGUGCCUACGUUGCACGGUGGAUUGGCUACGAAGAGUAUGAGCUGGAACAAGAGGAGCAACAGAAGCUAUACAGGCCACUAGCUGACUUGCAUGUUGCUGUGCAUGAAGCACAUCUUUCUCAUGAAACAGACAAUCUUCUCGUCGAAUCGCAGUCGCGAAUGAGGGACUUUUCCUUGUCGAAGCUUGGCUACUAUGUCUUGAUCAAGUAUCGACCAAAUGACAAGCAGCACGCGGCGGGGGACAUGGCACUCAUUCCUUCUGGCUACGAUGAGACGACAGUUGCCUGGACCGAUGUCGCAGGUAGAAGCCGGUAUCCAGUGUGGCGCAGGAAUGCACUGCUAUCCGCUGGUCCCUUGCUUGCUACAAAACUUCGGAAAACAUCCCCAUUCCGAAAUUUCAACGUAUCGUGGUGCCAUGACCCAAAGAUGUGCACUUGUGGACAAUGCUCUGCACACCAGCAAAGCUUGAAGGAGACAGCCCCAGCAUCCGCCGCCGUCACUAGCUGUGGCGUCGAUCACCAUGCCUACUAUUUUCCGAUCCCCCAAGCGUCCCGUAAAAACUGCUCCGGUCGUGACGAUUUGGUGCCGUGGACGUCGUUCCCCGGUCUUCUGCAAUUUGAUUUAUGCAUUUCUCUGUCUGGAGAGGCAAAAGAAACACCAGAUUUGGUUGCUGCAACAACAACGAUUCCACUUCGAAGUCUUCUGGAACGAGACAGUAAUUCGGUUGAGCUACAACUUCCGUUAUUUUCCAUUCCUACACCAACAUCCGAAGAGCGUUUCCCAGAACUUGUUACUCGAAGCCCAGGAAAGCAGGAUGGUGAUUAUCUCGUUGUACGCAUUGGCUUUCAAGUUCCCGCCGAAAGCUCGACGUCACCGGACGGCAAAGGUUUGCUAAACCCAACAUGCCAACAGGAGACGGGACUGGUCGAACCAAAUGCGGUGCACAAAAAGCGGCCUGACGGUCAUGUGGAGCGCAACUUUUCUGAGUUUGUGUGUGAGAAUAUGGUACAAAAGGGGAAAUCGAACACCAUCGGUGCAAAUCUCUUUGAUGCUUUUUGGAAGGUGAAAGACACCGUCAAACAGCUGCAAACCGAGAUCGGUCGUGCGUGUGGAGCAUUAGCAUGUGCUGAGAACCUCUUGAACUGGACGCACCCGUGGAAAACUGCUACUGCCUUUGUUGUAGUAGCUGCGAUGGCGCUAGUGUUCUCGGUGGUUCGUGGUCGCUGGGCAAUUCUUGUUUUUGGCCUGACCGAAUUCGGCGCUGUGUUUGUGGACGAUGCCCCGGCCAGCAAGCAUGUGAAAAAGAUCCUCUGGAAUUACUUGUCUUCGCUUCCCACUGAUCAAGACCUGAUCGAGCUGUACGAGCCCGAGCGUGCUGUUUACUUGGAAAGGCGUCAAGCGCAACUAGAAGAGGACAAGGAAAUUGCGGUUCGCCUCCGUUACCACGCAUCAUGGAUUGGAACCGUUUCGACGAAAGCUGAGAACGAUCGCCACGCAAAGAGCUGCUUCCUGGUUUAUCGUCCAUUUCGCUUUUUGCUUUGGAAAAGCGAGGACGAUGCUGAAGAAGGCUCACAGCCAUAUUUACAGCUGGUGUUUGACAAGCCACAAGCUAUCACUGACAAUCGCAACGACAAGGUGUUUUCAUUUUCGGUGUCAGGGGUAAAUGGCCACGGAGGCGAAGAAACCCGUGUGUUUAUGCUGGAAUCGCUGGAAAGCAAAGAUACUCUCUUGCAAAAAGUGCGUCAGAGCUGCAGAGUAUAG
This is a messenger RNA of Hyaloperonospora brassicae, 3957 nucleotides long. Lineage: Eukaryota; Oomycota; Peronosporomycetes; Peronosporales; Peronosporaceae. The record is from the annotation of a GenBank genome assembly.